Phialemonium atrogriseum is the source of this 3521-nucleotide messenger RNA. RefSeq lists its product as uncharacterized. Bases 254 to 3511 code for a protein of 1085 amino acids. Lineage: Eukaryota; Fungi; Ascomycota; Sordariomycetes; Cephalothecales; Cephalothecaceae. The record is from RefSeq and is a predicted model, not a curated record. The transcript has 2 exons.
GUCAGAUUCAGGAGGACGCCGACGUGAUGCGAGAUCACUGUGGCGCAUCAUGCAACAUUUGCUCAGCCACACCAGCUGAGCCCGGCGGUGUGCUCAAUCAAUGCUAUGCCCCAUGGCAAUGAUGGUCUGCCUUGAGCCUUGCCAACCUUCCAUGUUUCUUUUCCCUCACUUAAAAUUCGAAUUAAUAGUAUCCUUCGUCUGUCACUCAUCCCGAAGCCUCAAAAAUAUGUACUCCUAGGAGCCGUUUCCUGCAAUGGAUCCCCUCUCGGCGCUCGGCCUUGCCAGUGCAGUUGCACAAUUCCUGGACUUCGGCUCCAAACUGUUCCACGCAACCAAGGAGGUGAUGGACGCCGGGUCCACAGUCACGGUCGCUCGUGUGGGGGAGGCGGCAGGCCAUCUGGCAGAUAUCGGGUGUGGCCUGCAGACACGCUAUCAGACGCUCGAGGCAGCCGAGUUGUCCGAAGAGGAGCUCAGUCUCUAUGGCCUCGCUAGGCAAUGCGAGCUGCUUGCCGCCGAGAUUUCUGACUGUCUAAAAUCGCUCGUUGCCAAGAAGGGCAAGAAUGCAAGAUGGGCCACCUUCCUGGCUGCUCUCUGUUCUGUCUGGCAGAGGGAACAUGUCGAGACGCUGGCCCUCCGGCUUACGGAAUACCGCUCCCAGCUUACCUUGAGGCUGCUCUUGGUACUCAACAGUCACCAUGACGCGCAGAAUAAGAAGCUAGAUCGUCUUCAAGACUCCGGCCGAGAAAUCGUGGAGGUCGUGUCCAUCAGCACGCAGGACAUCGUGAACACGAUUCACCAGAAACACGAAGAGACCAUGGCGGCCAUCUUCACCGCCCGAAAUGGAACUUCUCAGGCGAUCACUGGCCACCGGACGGGAGCCAAGUUUGUCGAGCAGAUGAGCCGCUCCGAUCUCCUGAAGACCACAACGACGUAUCACCACCAAGAGAACACGAUGACGGGGCCUCUGCUCGACUUCAGCAGGCGGCCCACACCACCCAACUUUAGCAGGAAGCUUCUCGACUCUCUUCAUUUCCGAGAGAUUAGCUACAGGAAAGAGUCCAUCCCACAGACAUACCGUGACACUUUCGAGUGGGUUUGGGCCCCGUCCAACCCUGAAGGCGAGGCACUUUGGGACAACCUCGGCGACUGGCUCAAGCACGGGAACGGCUGCUACUGGCUAUGCGGCAAGGCUGGCUCGGGGAAGUCUUCGCUGAUGAAGUUCCUCCAGCAGGACCGCAGAACUGACGGGUACCUGCAAGAGUGGGUGGCAGAGUCCGCGGGAACCGAGCUCAUCACCGGGUCUUUUUACUUCUGGUACGCGGGCUCCCCGGUCCAGAAAUCCCAGACAGGCCUGCUUCGAAGCCUGCUGUUCUAUUUCCUCUCGUGCAGGCCCGAGAUGUGCCCCGUUCUCUUCCCGGACGUGUGCCGGUCGAUCUUGGCUGGGAAAAUCCUGACGCCCACCGUCGAACUCGACCACUUGGAGAUAAGAGUGGCCUUCUCGAGGCUGGUAGACUCGAUUCCCAAGGACGUCCGGCUCUUCUUCUUUGUAGACGGAUUAGAUGAGUAUUCGGGCGACCACAACGACAUCUGCGACUUGUUCGCUGAGGCAACCAAUGCUCCAUCCAUCAAAAUUCUGGUCUCGAGCCGUCCGAUACAGGCGUGCGUCGCAAAGUUCUCCCACUGCCCUAAACUGCACCUCCAGGACCUUACCCGGGCCGACAUCACCCUCUACGUCAAGGACAAGCUCGAUUCCGACCCGCUCAUGGCCAAGAUGGAGGCAUACCAGAAGGGCUUUACAACACAGAUGAUCGAAAGCGUCACUUCGAAAGCCUGCGGCGUCUUCCUCUGGGUUAUACUUGUCGUGAAGAGACUAAAGGCCCGUCUCCAGGACUACGACUCGGUCGCCGAGCUGGAAGCCGAGAUCGAAAAGCUGCCAUCGGACCUGGAAAAGCUAUACGAACACAUGCUGGGUGCCAUGAGCCAGGAGCACCGCGUGCUGGGUUCCAAGUAUCUCCAACUGGUCCUGCGAAGCAUGGAGAUGGACGUGGAGCUCUAUCUCUUGCAGUUGUCAUUUGCCGAAGACGAAGACUAUUCCGGGUCCCUGACGGCAGCCAUCGAAGCCAUCGAGCCGAAUGCGGAAGUGUGGCGAUGCGAAGCCACCGAAGGCCGGCUCCGGAGCCGCUGUUGCGGACUCAUCGAGACACGAGAACAUCGCUCGUCGUUGGCGUUUUCAGCUUUCAACAAGAAGGUCGAUUUUAUCCACCGAACCGUGACGGAAUUCCUCCGCAUCGGAGUCGUGUGGGACAGGAUACGGGCUUCCUCGGGUCCCCUCUUCCACGCAGACGAGGCACUCGUAUCUUCGGCUCUGAGAGAGAUCAAAGCCCUGCCCUACCCGCAACGAAGUGAAACUGACUGCACAAUGGUCAGUGCACGCAUUGCCCACAUGCUGAGCUACGAGCAGGCGCUGGACCAAACCACGAGAGAAACAUUCCACAAAGCAUAUCUGCCAGAAUUUCUCAGAGUUAUCCGAUUUCACUGGCACGAUCCUGCUCUCUUCAGCUCGUUUACGGAGCAGCUCACGGUUUUCAAUGCAUCUGUCAGCGCUGGGUGUGCCAGAAUGAAGCUGGCGUACCCGGAAUCCUUCAUAUUCGCGUGCUUGAUCCAGAGUCCGGAGCCGGAUCUCCGGAAUCACGUGGAGAUUGCCGAGAUCGAUCACCGCUUCACAGCCUUUCACAUGCUGCUACAUUUUACCGAGGAAACCGAUAUUCGAGUAAGGACAUCGAUGGCGGCCAAUAUCCCCGAUAGCUAUCUGACAAUCCGGGAGUGUAUUUUCUCGAAACGUAACUCGAAGGACCUGGUGAAGAACAGUCGGAAACGACUUGUACAGGGGGAUGGCUACAUCAAUCCGUCGCACGACGCCUUUUGGGGGUAUUUCAUACACUUUCUCGUCACUAUUAUGGAUCAUUCAGGGGAGAAACACGUCGACAGAUCGACGUCGUCUUCGGUCAUCCCCGUCUUGAUUGCUCUGCAAAAAAUACUAGAAGGAGCCACAUUCAGGAUCUUGCCUACGUUGAAGCUCUCAUCGAAGUUCCGACUGACGUCCAAAUCAAAGAGGCUGAACUAUAUUUCUUUGAUUGCGGAGUUCCUCUGGGAGAUCUGGUCCAGGGAGUCCGUCCAAGCGGGCAGGACUAGUGCCCUAGACUCACUCGCUUUGCACUGCUGCGGCAUUGAGACACUCAUCCGGGGGCAAGACGGUUUUGAGUACGAGUUCUGCGAGACUCUUGAAGCCCUCAAGAGCUUGAAACAUCCGAAGAAAAAGGCUUCAUCUCACAUCAAGGCUCUCUUCUCUCGUUUCCAGCGAAAGCUCCAGCGUCCUAAGCACAAGGACGGGGCCCCUAAGACCCCUGAGCACUCGGAUCUACCCGUCGUUCCGUUGACCGACUACUCUUCGUAUGAGUCGCCAUGGCAAAGAUACCAACGAGUCCAAGCGAGGGAAAUUACUCAAGGUUGAGAAUGCAAGC